UCCUGGUCGCCCGCCCAGUCCGCAUCCAGAGUACCCAUGAAGUUCCUGUGACACAGCAGCGCCAUAGUGAAGCUGCAAAUGCAAGGUCCGGGGUUCUCGAGGAACUGGGAGACCAUCCCAAGAGCAUAGGCGAGAUCUGGUCGCGUUCCCAGCAUCAAAUAAACAAGACUUCCCACUGCUUGACGAUAUGGCACCGUGGCCAUGUACUCUCGUUCUUCCUCUGUGACAGGGGCCAUGUCACGGCUGAGUUUGUGAUUGACCUCAAGAGGUGUGGCCAGGGAAGAGCAUUCCAGCAUAUGGAAGCGUUCCAAGAUCUCCCUUGCAUAGUGAGCUUGUGUCAAGCUCAAGGUGCGUGCUCCUCGAUUGCGUAUAAUUUGGAUGCCAAGGAAAUGGCGAAGCUCGCCCAGGUGGCGGGUUUUUGCACCGAGAAUGCAGUCGUCAACGUACACAGCAACCAGGAGAAAAUCGUCACCACUCUUGUACAGGUACACGUUUCCUUCCACUGCAAGAGGAACACACCCCAGGCUCUUGAAGAACGCAUCAAUGCGUUCAAACCAAACCCUCGGGGAUUGUUUAAGCCCAUACAGGGCGCGAUUCAGCUUGCAAACAAGAUGUUCCUCACCAGGAAAGCAGUGCGAACGUCCAACUGGUGCAGUUCCAGGUCGUACUUGGCAGCCAGUGCAAGGAUCACUCGCACAGAGGUCAACUUCACAACUGGUGAGCACCUUCAGCAUUCAUGGCUUCUCGCCACUGGGCAGCAUGAGGUACAGCUAAUGCCUCGUCAACAUUCGCUGGAAUGGGGAUUCGCCCUGGAUUAGCAGCCACGAAGUUAGCCUGGUGCGUUCCUUUCUUUUUAAUUUUUCCAAAACUAAAGAAGGGACGAGAUUGCUCAGCUUCCAGUUGCAGCCGCAAUGGUACGGGAACUCGAGCAGAGCGUCGAGGUUCAGGACGUGCUGGAGGGUGGACCACAGGUGGUGGAACAAGUGGAGAGUCUGGGAGAGCUCCCACUGAAGUUGGCGACCUGCUUCCAGCUCCCACUGAAGGUGAUGAUCCACGUCCAGCUCCCACUGAAGAUGAACCGAGGAAGAACUCAGGAGCAGCUUGAAAUUCCUCGUCGCCCUCGAAAGGCGUAGCUGGAGGGCGUGGUGGCAGUGCUGGAGGAACCACCACGUUACCACCAGCAGAGAUCCUUGUACAGCUUGCUCUCAUCAAAGAGCACAUCCCAUCUUUCCAGCAAAGUUU
Messenger RNA from Selaginella moellendorffii, 1242 nucleotides. RefSeq lists its product as uncharacterized. The record is from RefSeq and is a predicted model, not a curated record. The coding region runs from base 297 to 818 and encodes 173 amino acids. NCBI's taxonomy places the organism in Eukaryota, Viridiplantae, Streptophyta, Lycopodiopsida, Selaginellales, Selaginellaceae. The transcript has 7 exons.